This is a messenger RNA of Tachysurus fulvidraco (yellow catfish), 8399 nucleotides long. It is a transcript of the gene crim1, whose product is annotated as cysteine rich transmembrane BMP regulator 1 (chordin-like). Bases 772 to 3894 code for a protein of 1040 amino acids. The record is from RefSeq and is a predicted model, not a curated record. The transcript has 17 exons. Lineage: Eukaryota; Metazoa; Chordata; Actinopteri; Siluriformes; Bagridae. Gene Ontology annotation, cellular component: extracellular region. Gene Ontology annotation, molecular function: serine-type endopeptidase inhibitor activity; protein binding.
CACUUCCACAGCGCGACCCGCGCGCCCCCUGCUCCCUUUUCUUGCGUGUCCGGCUCUUGAGUGCGCGCGCUUCCCGCGUGCUCCAUAUGUGGAGUGAACGGCCCAGCGGAGCGGAGUAAUGCAAGAUGGGAGUGGUUCCGUUAUGAGGUCACGGAGAGGCACAGAGCGGAGCGCGCGCAGCAACGGCAACACAGAGAGAGAAAGAGAGAGAGAGAGAGAGAGAGAGAGAGAGAGAGAGAGAGAGAGAGAGAGAGAGAACAUGAGCUGUGCGACAGAGGCAGGAAACGUUUUAUUCACGCAACCUUAAGUCGAGCGAAUUCUUGACCGACGACUUGUUUUUAUAUAUUUUUUUUUACUUCUUUGAAAAGAAAGUAUCAGCUAUUAUUCAGCGAUCUUGGUUGGAACAGGAAGAAAUUCCCCUCCUUGCGUAAUAGAGAGAAGAAGAAAAAAACAGACCGAAAAGACUCCGGUGCAUGAGAACGGAGAGGAAAGUUUUCCUGUCUGAAAAGCGUCUGAACUCGGCUGAGAUCCAGGCGCGUGAACCAUGCACGCGUUGUCCAGCGUGGGGUAGCUGCGUAGUGUCCUGCUUUUGAAGGGAUUUCGGAGACCGCUGCAAAGUUUAAAGGGGUUUGUUCUCAUGCGACAGCAGACGGACGGUAGAAACGGAUCCCGUCACGCGCUCGCUUAGAGCCAUUGUUUAAGCUUUGAUUUUUUUUUUCCGCUGAGGGAUUCUGCGUUCCAGAGACACAACUUUGUUGGAUUUACACUUAUAUGUCUUUCUACUUUUCCCCCAUGAUCUCUUCAUCAUCGUUCCCCACCUUCAGGAUGCACGUUGUUCUGAAAUGCGCGUUGAUCUCGCAGUUCGCGCUGCUGCUGCUGGCCACAAGCGGCCAGGCGCUGUUGUGUUUGCCCUGUGACGAGUCCAAGUGCGAGGAGCCGAAGCAGUGUGUCGGCGCCGUGGUACCUGGUAUCUGUGGCUGCUGCUCCGUGUGCGCCAAGCAGAAGAACGAGAGCUGCGGCGGUGUGUACGGCCUGUACGGCACGUGUGACGCGGGGCUGCGGUGCGUGAUCAGACCUCCGCUCGACGGCGGCUCCAUCACGCAGUACGAAGUCGGAGUUUGCGAAGAUGAAAACUGGGAUGAUGACCAACUCUUGGGAUUUGAACCAUGCAACGAGAACCUGGUUACGGGCUGUAACAUAAUUGACGGGAGGUGUGAAUGUGACAGUGUACGGACAUGCAACAACCCAUUUGAGUUUGCCAGCGAGGAGUCUUGUCAGACAGCCCUGAAGAAGAUCGAAGAGGAGAGGCCAGACUGUUCUAAAGCCAGAUGUGAGGUCCAGUUCUCUCCCCGUUGUCCUGAGGACUCAGUGCUGAUUGAAGGUUAUGCUCCGCCUGGUGAAUGCUGCCCUCUGCCCAGCCGCUGUGUGUGCAGUCCUGCUGGCUGUCUGAGGAAAGUCUGCCAACCUGGUUACCUCAACAUCCUUGUAUCCAAAAGCUCUGGUAAACCUGGAGAGUGCUGUGACCUGUACGAGUGCAAACCAGUUUUCAGUGUAGACUGCAGCACGGUGGAAUGUCCUCCCAUACAGCCCAUGCAGUGUCCGGCAGAUAGCUAUGAAACACAGGUCAGGCUCACGGCAGACGGCUGCUGCACACUACCCACCAGGUGUGAGUGUUUGCCUGGAGUUUGCACAUUCCCACAGUGCUCAGCAGGUACCCUGCCCCACUUGGGCUCCCGUGGUGAUGGAACGCCGGGACGGUGCUGUGAUGUGUAUGAGUGUGUCAAUGAGACUAAGCCGGCCUGUAUCUACAACGGAGUGGAAUAUCGUGAUGGUGACAUGUUCAGGAUGGACGCCUGCCAUUUCUGCCGCUGCCAGGGCGGCGUGUCUGUGUGUUUCACAGCACAAUGCGGCGUCCUCCACUGCGAACGCUACUACGUACCAGAGGGAGAGUGCUGUCCUGUGUGUGAAGAUCCGAUUUUCCCUGCACUGAAUUUUGCCGGCUGCUAUGUGAAUGGCCAGAUCCUGGCUCAUGGGGAUCACUGGCGGGAGGACGACUGCACAUUCUGUCAGUGUGUGAGCGGUGAUGCCCGUUGUGUAGCUGCUGCCUGCGGCCAUAACUGCCUCCACCCGGUCACAGUGCCUGGAGAAUGCUGUCCUGUGUGUGAGGAGCCUACCUAUAUCACCAUGGCGCCCCCUGGCUGCACCUUGCUGGAGAACUGCACGCUGACAGAGAUGGACUGUGCCUCAGGCUUCCGACUCGACUCUCAUGGAUGCCGCACAUGCAGCUGCAGAACAAGAGAGGAUCUGUGCAGUGCUCUGAUCUCAGGCUGCACCUUGAAGUGUCCGCUCGGCUUCCAGUUAGACGCCAACGGCUGUGCCAUGUGUCAGUGCCGGCAUCGCCACAAGAAGUGCAAACCGGUAGCCUGCACCAAGGACUGCCCCUUCGGCUUUGUUAAAAACAAGUAUGGCUGUGAUACCUGUCGCUGUAAAAAAUGCCCUGAAUUGCCAUGUGAUAAAUCCUGUCCAGUGGGCUUCCAGCAGGACGAGCAGGGCUGUCUCAUUUGCCAGUGCAGAGACCAGGGUUCUUCAUCUUUUGGUCCAUCUGUUAAGCUGGGCUCAUGUCUCUCUAUGGACGGUCGGAGACAUGAGAACGGUCAAAGCUGGCACGACGGCUGCAGGGAGUGCUACUGCCAUGAUGGCCGAGAGAUGUGCGCUCUGAUCUCCUGCCCUGUGCCUAACUGUGACAACCCGAGCAUCCGCUCCAGCCAGUGCUGCCCCUCCUGCCCAGAUGAGUCUGGCUCUCACAGGCCGGAACUGAGCGAGGCGUCCGUUUGUCUCGCCCCGGGUGGAGAGUACUUUGUGGAAGGAGAGACGUGGAACAUUGACUCAUGUACACAGUGCACAUGCCACAGCGGCCGUGUGCUGUGCGAGACCGAGGUUUGUCCUCCUCUUCUCUGCCAGAGCCCAGUCAGGUCACAGGACUCCUGCUGUCCACACUGCCCAGAUGAGCCUCUGACUCCGCCAGCUCCCAGCAACACCAGCAUGCCCAGCUACUGCCGCAACGAGGAGGGGGACAUAUUUCUGGCAGCCGAGUCCUGGAAGCCCAACGUUUGCUCCAGCUGUGUGUGUGUGGAUGGAGUCAUCAGCUGUUUCUCAGAGUCUUGCCCUCCGGUCAACUGUGCCCGGCCUGUCCUGCGCAAGGGCCAGUGCUGCCCUUAUUGCCUAGAUGCUACACCGAGAGCUGUGUGCCACUUCAACGGGAAAACAUUUGUGGAUGAGGAACGCUGGGACAUUGACAGCUGCACACAUUGCUACUGCUUGCAGGGCCAGACGCUGUGCUCUACAGUCAGUUGCCCUGCCCUCCCCUGCCACCAGCCAGUCAUAGUGGAGGGCAGCUGCUGCCCCUUGUGUCCAGAGACAGUCCCCACUAAUAUACCCAUAGAGAAGACAGACCAGCAUGGAGACAGACUGAAACAUCGACCUGCGUGGCCUACACACAGCGAGAAUGACAUCAUGCCCCAGUUUAGAGGGGACUUUGGCAGCCUGCAGAUGCCGUAUCUGGACGGGAAGACACCAGUGCGCAGUGAGGAUGCCAGCCUCCAUUGGGCCUGGGUGGCUUUGCCAAUCCUCAUGAUGGUGCUAACUAUCGCCACCCUGCUACUAGUCAAUCAGAGGAAGCAGUGGAUGCAUGUGCCUUGCUAUCCCACACAAUCUAAGACCACGUGUCUGAAUAACCAGCUGGUAUACGUUGAUUGCCAGAAAGGGACGAAGGUACAGGUGGACAGCUCCCAGCGCAUGCUGCGCAUCGCCGACCCCGACUCACGCUACAGUGGUUAUUACAGCAUGCAGAAACAUAACAACCUGGAGGCAGACAACUUCUACCAGACUGCGUGAGCGAGCGAGAGCGGCCUGCGACCAAUCAGAGAGAAUUUAGAGAGAGACAGAGAGACUGGGGUCAGCCGCCAAACCUAGAGAGCACAUUAACAGAGACCUAGAAUUAAAAAGCUAUUAUCAUGGCUAAGAAAAUCCAGUGAUGGACAGUGCAACCAAGCAGAGAAAAAAGAACAGGGUUAAGACCCUGGUUAAACACAAUAAUCAUAAUACCCACAUUAAUCGAACGCCACUCCAAACCGCACGCAGACGACUGAAGGUCUCAUCAGGACGUGAUCAUGUUGCCAAGUCAGUCACUGCAGGACUGUAUUUAUUUGAAUGGGAGGUGCUGAGUGCAUUUCCUGGGAUAUUUUUGUGUACGUUAUAGUGAGAAUGUGUGUGUGUAAGUGUGUGUGUCUGUGGUUGGAGGCUAUUGAGCUCAAACAUACAUACUUGGGAUUAGGGCAGACUGGGGUGUUUUUGAAAAGUGAUAUUUUUUGUGCAUUCCUGUUUUUUUUUUUAAUUAUCAUUAUUUUACACAGAAAAAAAGCUAUUUGAAAUGUUUUUGAAGAAGAAAAAAAAAGAAAUCAAGUGCUUGGUGUGAAUGUUGAACCAAAGCUUCUCUGGGAGGGAUAAGUCUCCAUGGUAGAGAAGAUACUGGACUAUGUGGGAGAAGGUGAGACGUGAGAAGAGAAAGACAGACAAAACAAGGUGAAACAGAAUGAGGGAGCAGACCUGCUAGGACAUUUCCCUCUUCUUACAAAGGCAGGGCUCAACCUUUUUUUUUUUUUUUUUUUUAAAGAGCAGCUCAGUUGAAAUUUGAUGUUCCUGCUUAGGUGGAUUGGUGUUGGUCUCUCUGCUUACAAUUCUAAGCUUUUUUCCCCUUUCACAUUACAGUCUUUUUUUUAUUCUUCGACAGAAUGAAUAGAUGCUUUCUCACACUCCCAGCAACAAUAUACAUUGUGAGAAAGGGAGUAUAAAGGGUUGUUACAUGGGAUAAUUAUAAGAGGUAGUUAUACUGGUUUGAUGAGUCUAUGCUACAAGUGCUGCUUUUUUUCGCUUUAAUUCUGUAGGUCUUGUUUUCUACAGGUUGAGCUGUAGUAUCAAUCACAUACCUGGGAAACAUGCAAGGAAACACAAUCAAACCAUAUGACAAAAAGACUUUGCUAGAGGACAUUUGUUAAAGGCCAAAAAAUGCUCUUUAAUCAAUUUCCCUUGUUUCUUAUAGAUAAUGAAACAGCAUCCUUCUUUGGAGGCUUUAAAAUGCUUUGAAAAGCACUUUUUUUUAAUCCUUGCUUGAAAAAAACAACAACUCUGCUACCAAAUUGGCUUUAAAAUCCUACAUUUUAUGUACAUAUUAACGCUAUAAUGAAUAGACAUGAGAUAUCGUGUGAGUAUAUAUGUGUGUGUAUGUUUGUGUUAGCAUGUAUGUACGUGUGUGCACACAAACGCACAUGCAUGCGCACAUUGACUCUGCUUCACCUGUAAAGUUCUGUUUCAUUUUUUUCUUACUGAAUGUAUUUAUGACUGAGUUUAAAAAAAAAAGAGAGAGAUUUCUAUCUACGGAAAUCUGAUCACGACAGGCAUUCCAUUGCCUAGCUUUUAUGAUAGUAAGUCGAAAGACGGACCCACCGAGAAAAAAAAAGAAGAGACAGAAAGAAAAAGACAAACAUCUCAUUCUAUUUGUUGUUUCCUAUUUUGUCGUUUUGUUUUCAACUUGUUUUUCUUUCUUAUUUCCUCUGUUUUGUUUUUUUCCUUUGUUUUGAAUGGAGAGGUCCUCCAACUGACCCAAUUCAACACUGUUUUCAACAGUCCCAUGUUGAUUUGCCCAACUUAAAGAGCUGUUCUUAUGUCCCAGUGGUCCUGUGAGGAGAUGCACUUUAAUUGCUGAGGUGUUAGUAGUGUUUUAAGCUGAUGAGAGGCUCAACACCUGAACCUGGAAAACAUCCAUGUCACACAGCCUCUUGACCUGCUUCUGAAUAUGCAUAUGCAAUUAUUUCCUUUACCCAAUGAGCUAAUCUGUCUUGAGCAAAUAGAUUUUUCAGAUAAUUAAUAUACUGUGGUGACGAUGCCAGGUUCUGCUGGAUUCAGCCACAUUGUGAUAUGUUUGAACUCCAGUCCCCAACUACUGCUUUGACCAGUAAUGCUGUGUACGCUGACUGAUCUCUGGCCAUAGUGAAGGCCAGUAAAAAAGAUAAAAGACAUUAUAUAUAUUAUAUAAUACAUACUCAUUUAAUGGUGCAGAUUUAACAACAACAAGGCCACUUCCUCAAGUCCACCAGACGAGAAGGAGAAAGAUGGCAAGCAAGGUCUAGAGGUUUUGUUGUUGUUUUGGGAUAUUUUACAACUACACAACUGGGGUCAUGUUCACAAGGUGUUGACUUCACUGCUGGUACUUGGCAAGUAAACAAGCACAUGGAAAUGCUCCACUAGGUACAAUAUAUCUGAUAAUAUGUGUCAGUGUGCAUAAAUACACUCAUUAACUUGGCAAGCUAUUAGAGCUACACACAGUUCAGAGGAAAGUGAUCAUGUAAAUCGCUUAAACAGCACUGCGCUCUCAAGGACAAGUGCCUUUUAAUUAAAAGAUAUACUUCUUAUUAUUCCCUCCAACCCUUAUGUUAGUAGUAGACACUCACGUAGGUGAUAAGUGCAAGUCAACAAGGGCAUGUUGAAAACAGAUUUGAACUGCAGGUCAUGUCUCUUUGCUCCUUUCCUUGCUCUAUUGAUCUGACAGUGCGAGUUGUCGGUUUGCGGCUCCGUUGUUUUUCUCAGUCACAGGCCCCUGCAGGCGUCAAAAAUACUAGAACCUCGGCACACAAGUCGAAUCCCAAACAUGGAUGCUUGUUAGGCAUUAUGCAGGGUGCAAAACCAGUGGUUCAUACCUUAUGCAGAUUCGGUCAUAGGUCAUAAGUUAAGUCAUGGAUCGAACCAAACGCUGUUGAGAAGCGGGGGAGGGGCAGGGCUCUAAAGCUAGUUCUUGUUGGUUGUGUCUAAAAUAUCUUGUCUGAUAAUGUUUGUAGAACUAUACUUUUGGCACUUUUAUAUAGUUUAAUGAGUAACUUCUGGGUUUUUCUUUUGUUUUUGUUUUUUUUUUUCUAACAAAUGCUUUUCAUAGAAAAAGUUGCCCUUUUGUGUUUUUAAAACCUUGCGGGACCCUUUGAAGGGCAGCAGUUUGUCGUGUGUUUGUCUGUAUGUAUAUAUAUAUAUAUAUAAAUACAUACAGACACACACUAGUUUUGACAGUUUAUGUAAGCAUGAUGCGGUACUGUGAAGGGGAAAUGAGUGAACAAAAUGGGAAUAUUUACUCUUUAUCUUCAGAGAGUACAUAGAGAGUGAGCUAUAAACCUGCUUCCCUCUGGUGAAAUCACACAGCUUCUCUCCACCGUGUAAACACUACCGCUUAUUGAACGUUCUGACUCUCAGUCACGGCCAGUGCGGCGACUCGAGAUAAACAAGCAGUAGAACAGAGAGCCACAUCAACAAUUGUUUUGUAGACUAAAGCCACAAAGCUGAAUUCCAUCCUGAUAUGACAAUUUUUUUAGUAAGCUGAAUUAAAAUUGAUGAAAACAUUAUAGUCAAUAUGCAACUCAAUAAAUUCAGCACUGCUUGUUACAAAGCAACAUAAAUCCUCUUAAACAGGAUUUAUAUACACCACUACUACCUAAUCAAACGUCUCGGUGCAGACGUAUAGAAUUUUGGUUGUCUCUGUGGCCUUAACUAAUGACUAAGGAGCUCGGUUGACUGAUUGUAGUUUCAACACUUUUACCUGUUCAUAGGGUCUCGCAGGAUCUUUUAUUUUUUUAUUUAAAAAAUUUUCAGUGCAUCCUUCAAGUAUUGUUGUAAAUACUUGAGUGUCACUCGCCACAACAAAAUAAAAUAAAUUAAAAAAAAAAAAAAACAGACAAAAAAGGUUGGAAAGAGGUAUAAUUUUUUUUUUUUUUUUAAGAUUUAAUUUAUUGUUUAAAAAUACCUUCGUAAUUUAUUUACAAGCAGAACCGUUGAGCAUAUAUACGAAUUUUAAUCAAAGACACAGCUGAAAUCAUGCGACAGUUUUAGUGUUGUCUUGGACUCUAAACAAACGUUUUAAGAAUGGUUCAAUUUGAUGAUAUGGGACACACUUCAUCCUCCACUGUUAGGCUGUUUUUCCCUUUUUCCCAUUUUACUCUUCUCUUGGAACGCUGCUCUUUCCAUUUGGGAAAAAAAGGCAGGCCUGGUCCUGUGUUCCACUAAGUAAGCUGAAUAAAUUUAGAGACAUUUCUCACCUGAUUUCUUCCUUCCUACUCAGUCUGUUCAGAAAAAAAAACACACACACACACACAGAGGCUUUUUUAACUUUGUAUACUACUGGUGUUGUAUGCUCAUGUAAAAAAAAAAGUAAGAAUUGUUGAUAUUGGUAAUGAUAUUGCAGAUUUCUAAAGAGGGUAGAUGAAGAUUUGACUCAGAAUUCCUGUAGCACAGCAGAUCUUUUCAAUUUCUUGUAUUAUUUUGUUUGUUUCUUCGCAGCACAAUAAAUACUUUUUAAAUAGUUA